AUGCAGAAGCUGGAGAAGAGUGUAAAUGAAGGGAAUGCGUAUGGUGCUCUGCAGUUGUACAAGACAUACAGUGCAAGAUAUGUUGCAGCUGAAAAACACAACAACGCCUUGGAUCUUCUUGAGGCUGGUGCCAUUCUUCUACUCAAUCAUUCUGAGGUUACUUCUGGAGCUGAACUAGCUACUUUGUUUGUUGAGACUCUUUCCAAAGGAAAAUUUCCUUUUAGGGAAGAAACACUUGAUCGUAUCAGGAAGAUCUAUCAGGCCUUCCCAAAGUUAUCAAUGCCACAACACCUUAUAGAUCAUGAUGAUGAUGACAUGGAAAAGCUAUCUGAAGCCUUGGUCGCAGCCAAAACUCGUGUUGAAGCUUGUUCUUCGUUCUUGAAAUCUGCAAUCAGGUGGUCUGCGGAGUAUGGGGCUUCAAAAAGUGGCUUCCCUGAACUGCACUAUAUGUUGGCGGAUUACGUAUAUUCGGAAUCACCUGAGCUGGAUAUGGCUAAAGUCACAGUUCACUUUGUUCGAGGGAACAAUCCGGAAAAGUUUGCUUCUACCCUAGUCAACUUUUUGGGCAAGUGCUAUCCUGGAGAAGAAGAUUUGGCAAUCGCACGUGCAGUCUUGAUGUACUUGGCACAGGGGAACCUUAGAGAUGCAAACAAACUCAUGGGCGAGUUACGGAAGCAGUUGAAAGCGAAGAAGCAAACUCUUCCUAAGUCAGACUUAAUGCAAUUUGUUGUAUAUCUCUUGGAAACGCUAGAAAGAGAUGCUUUGCCACUUUUCAGAAUGUUAACGCAGAAGUACAAGCCAAGCAUAGACCGCGAACGCCUGUUUGAUGAGCUACUUGAAGAUGUUGCUGAAAAGUUUUACGGCGUACGGCGGCAAAUUGGUUUUCCUAGCAUGUUUGGUGAUAUAUUCAAGAUGAUGGACAUGCAAUUGUGAGGAGAGCUUGUAUGGUAUUCUCAGACCUUCUUGACAAAGGGUAUUUUUGGAAGUUCAAAAUUGCUAUUUCAUACAAUUUGAAUAUGAUUAUUAUUAUUAUUUGCAUGAUUUCUUGUAUGCCUUUUUCUAUAGUUGAUGUGAGUAAUUUUUUAUUUCUGUUGAGGAAAAUGGAAUUAUAUA
This is a messenger RNA of Phalaenopsis equestris, 1113 nucleotides long. RefSeq names its product Golgi to ER traffic protein 4 homolog. The transcript has 11 exons. Gene Ontology annotation, biological process: protein insertion into ER membrane. Bases 1 to 933 code for a protein of 310 amino acids. NCBI's taxonomy places the organism in Eukaryota, Viridiplantae, Streptophyta, Magnoliopsida, Asparagales, Orchidaceae. The record is from RefSeq and is a predicted model, not a curated record. Gene Ontology annotation, cellular component: cytosol. Gene Ontology annotation, molecular function: protein binding.